AUGAAUUCUGCUGAAUUGCUGAAUGGAGAAAGAGUCUUGGGCUACAGCCGGCCUGUGAGAGUUUGGUGCUCAAGGUGGAAAACCCAAAGGGCAGCCUGUGGGCACAUCAUGCCCAAUUCUGUGCACACCUGUCUCAUAACAAGCAAGAGCUGUGUGCAAGGAUGCCUUGUGGUGCUCUGGGUUCAUGUCCCACUCAUUCCACUGCAGCCUUCCACCCCAGCAGGACAAGACCCACUUAGCUCCUCUUCUCUUAAGAGUCUGGCCAAAAUGUACGCACAAAACCGAGAGGGUCUCGGGUCUGGGGAAAUAGGAAGCUUGAGACUGGCUGGGCCUGAGCAAACAAGUCAACCUUCCUCCUGCCCUGCCUAG
This is a messenger RNA of Podarcis lilfordi (Lilford's wall lizard), 369 nucleotides long. NCBI's taxonomy places the organism in Eukaryota, Metazoa, Chordata, Lepidosauria, Squamata, Lacertidae. The record is from the annotation of a GenBank genome assembly.